Molecule: messenger RNA, 1728 nt
Organism: Hemisphaericaspora subhashii
Lineage: Eukaryota; Fungi; Ascomycota; Pichiomycetes; Serinales; Debaryomycetaceae
Gene: HGT9
Product: Hgt9p
Exons: 1
Coding region: 1-1728 (575 amino acids)
Biological process (GO): carbohydrate transport; transmembrane transport
Cellular component (GO): membrane
Molecular function (GO): carbohydrate:proton symporter activity
Source: RefSeq, a predicted model, not a curated record
AUGCAUGGAGGAAGCGAAGGUAAUGACGUGCAAGAAAUUAUUGCACAAAAGCGUUUAGCAAUUGCCGGUAAGGCUGGUAUUUCUGGUUUAAUUGCCAAUAAAAAAUCAUUCUUUAUUGCAGUCUUUGCAUCCCUUGGUGGUUUAGUCUAUGGUUAUAAUCAAGGUAUGUUCGGUCAAAUUUCCGGUAUGCAUUCUUUCUCAGAAGCUGCUGGUGUCGGUAAAAUUCAAGACAAUCCAACCUUACAAGGUUUAUUGACCUCCAUUUUGGAAUUGGGUGCCUGGAUCGGUGUCUUAAUGAACGGUUACAUUGCUGAUAGACUCGGUAGAAGAUGGUCUGUUGUCUUCGGUGUCGUUUGGUUCAUUGUCGGUGUUAUUGUUCAAGCUUGUACUCAUGGUGCUAAUUAUAACUUUAUUCUUGGUGGUAGAUUCGUUGUCGGUGUUGGUGUGGGUGUUCUUUCUAUGGUUGUACCAUUAUAUAAUGCUGAAGUUUCCCCACCGGAAAUUAGAGGUUCUUUAGUUGCUUUACAACAAUUGGCCAUUACUUUCGGUAUUAUGAUUUCAUAUUGGAUCACUUAUGGUACUAACUUCAUUGGUGGUACCGGCGUUAAUCAAAGUUCUGCUUCUUGGUUAGUUCCAAUUUGUAUCCAAAUGGUUCCAGCUUUAAUCUUAGGUUCUUGUAUUUUCCUUAUGCCUGAAUCUCCAAGAUGGUUAAUGAAUGAAGGUCACGAAGAUAAAUGUUUAGAUGUCUUAGCUAGUUUAAGAGGUUUAGAUAAAAACAAUGAUUUACUUCAAAUGGAAUUCCUUGAAAUGAAGGCUCAAAAGUUAUUCGAAAAGGAAUUAGAAGUUACUGCUUACCCAGACUUACAAGAUGGUUCUGCUUCAUCCAAUUUCAAGAUUGGUUUCUUACAAUAUAAAUCUAUGAUUACCCAUUACCCUACAUUCAAGAGAGUUGCUGUUGCUUGUUUAAUUAUGACUUUCCAACAAUGGACUGGUGUUAACUUUAUUUUGUAUUAUGCUCCAUUUAUUUUCCAAACCUUAGGUUUAUCUGGUACUACUAUUUCCUUAUUAGCCUCCGGUGUUGUUGGUAUUGCCAUGUUCAUUGCCACCAUUCCAGCUGUCUUAUGGGUCGAUCAAUUAGGUAGAAAGCCAGUCUUAAUCUCUGGUGCCCUUCUUAUGGGUAUGUGUCAUUUCAUCGUUGCCGGUGUGUUGGGUGGAUUAGAUGGUGACUUCACUGGUCACUCUGGUGCUGGUUGGGCUUGUGUUGUCUUCAUUUGGUUAUUCGCCGUUUUCUUCGGUUACUCUUGGGGUCCAUGUGCUUGGGUUAUUGUUGCCGAAGUCUUCCCAUUAGGUUUAAGAGCUAAGGGUGUCUCUAUUGGUGCCUCUUCUAACUGGUUAAAUAACUUCGCCGUUGCUAUGUCUACUCCAGAUUUCGUUGCUAAGGCUAAGUAUGGUGCUUAUAUCUUCUUAGGUUUAAUGUGUGUCUUUGGUGCUGCUUACGUUCACUUCUUCUGUCCAGAAACCAAGGGAAGAACCUUAGAUGAAAUUGAUGAAUUAUUCGGUGACACUUCUGGUACCUCCAAGAGAGAAGCCGAAAUUCACAACCGUUGUCUUAAGGAAGUUGGUUUAUUAGACUUGAUGGGUCUUGAAGAUUUAGAUUCUGACCACAAGAAUGAAGUUGCUUACACUGAAAACAAGGCUGCUGAUGUCGCUGAAAGUGAAAGUGCUUAA